UAGAGAUUAAAUUGACGGCCACAUGGUCUGAUACCAUAUGGUGUUAAUUGGUUAAGCAACUAUUGUUCUAGAAGGUUAAGAUUACAGGAAAUAAUCAAAAUCUUUUACUAGUGCGUUGUUUAUUUUCACUUGAUUAGUUUGUUAGUGGUGUUGUUUCUCAUCAUUAAGCAUUAAUUCUAAACCUAAGCUGUUGAGAGUUUUCAUUGUUUAUUAUUUAACUUGGACUAUUUGUUGUUAUGUAACUGGGGAAUUUUCAUUGUUCAUCACUGGAAUAGUUUGUUUACAGUGGUGUAUUUCAUCAUUACGGAUUCAUUUUUAACCUUCAUUGAGGAGAGUUUUCAAUGUUUAUUUCUAAAAUCUGAACCUUAGGUAGUUUUUUAUUAUUUCAUUGGAGGGUUUUCAUGGUUUAUUACUAGAAUAAUUUGUUCCUAAUGGUGUUUCUCAUCAUUAAGCAUUCAUUUUAAACCUAGGCCCUUGAGGGUUUCAUUGUUUAUUAUUUAAAUUCUGAACCUUGGAUAUGAUAAAUUUCAUCUUUGGGCAAUGCAUUUGACUAGGAGCUGUGAAUUCUUCCUUCAUAGUUGAGGUAUUGCUGUCCUUUGCCUGAUGUAUUUGUCAUUACAUGAAAAUGAAGCUAGUUUUAUGAGGAUUGGCUGAUACAAUUAAAGCACUGGAGUUGUAGAUAAUGUGACCAAGGAGAUUCAUUCUGAUUAACUAUAGAGAAGAUACACCUUUUAAGGUGGAGCUUUUUGUUGAUUAGAUUCUUUACCUAACUUGGAUGGAAUUUCCUAUUUAGCAAUCAUAAAUGAAAAGAGAAGCGGACAUAAAAUUCAGGAAGUUCUAGACUAUUUAGCCUACCUUAUGCUGUUAGCACAUGUUUGAAACCCGUACUACUUGACCAGUUAGAAGGAAUAGAUUCUCUGCACUAAAAGACCAAAUCAUAUCAUAAAUGUGCCGAAUAUUUUAUUCUUCAUCAAUUUCUUUGCAAGUACUUCCCAUUACAGUACUAUUAAUAUGACCAUAUUCUAUGAAUUGGUUGAAAUAAUUAUGUCACUCACCUUCCAUAUCUAAUGAUUAUUAUCUAUGUGCUUUAUCUAGAAACUUAUAUGCCCCUAGGCAGAGCUUCUUCUUUCCUUGUGAUUCUUAUGUUUCUCCAGGUAGAUUGAACUACUAAAAUAAUUAUCAUUUUGGUUGCAUGUUUUCUAACAAUUGCAUCUAUUUCUUAACCUCAUUAAAACUGAAUAAAAGUGAAUGACAUGGCUGGGUUGUUGGAUCUUUUGUAAGAGAAGAACUGAGUAAUUUUGCUUCUCAACUUCCAUGCAGUUUUACACAUUUCUAGAGACAACUCUCGUCACUUUAUCUCUACUGCCCGUUUUUGCUCCUUUUUUCUCUGAUGGCGAGAUAACUGGAAGUAUAGGGGCCCUUAUAACCACUUUUAUAACUUUUGUUUUGAACUUAGCAUUUGCGUUGAGUGUUUUGGGAUUUCUGAUUAUGCAUAUGGUAUUGGUGGCAGCCAACACAACAACUAUUGAGACAUAUGAAAAGAAAACAACUCCUAAAUGGCGUUAUGACAUUGGUAGGAAGAAAAAUUUUGAGCAGGUGUUGGGGAUAGAUAAGAGAUACUGGUUCAUCCCUGCAUACUCAGAAGAUGAUUUGAAGCACAUGUCUGUGCUUCAGGGGUUGGAAUAUCCAACGAGACCAGAGUUGGAUCCAUUCCAGCAGUUGUAACCACAGAUAGAGAAAUUAGUAUUGGAUUACUGUUUGUCCAAAUUCAGGAGUUUCAUAUUUAAUGCAUGUGAAUCCUUGAUUAAAUGAGGAGCAUUAGGGAUUUUUUUAGAACAAAA
This is a messenger RNA of Carica papaya (papaya), 1841 nucleotides long. The record is from RefSeq and is a predicted model, not a curated record. NCBI's taxonomy places the organism in Eukaryota, Viridiplantae, Streptophyta, Magnoliopsida, Brassicales, Caricaceae.